AUGCGCGAAUUAGACGACAUCUUGAAUGAGACUGCCUCUUAUGGGGAUCGCUUGAAUGAAUUUCUUAAACUCAAAACGACCAACAAACCACAGAGCAGAAAUACUCCAUUUACGUUGACAUGGAGAAAUUGCCACAAAAAACCGCAGCCCAAAGACGCAGAACAGAAUUCGAAGGAGAUUAAAAAAAAUGCGCUUCGCGACUCAACAAACAAUGCUAAUACAGCGAUACUUCAGUCACCACCAGUUGUCGAAGCGCCCGCCUCCCCAUUAUUUUCGGAGAAUGCGCAGCCAUCGCGCUCUCUUAGCAACUCGCCGAAGAGAAACCUGCGGCGAAGCGGAGGCAUUCCAGGAUCAGAUCGUCUGCGACGCGUGGCAAUACAACGGCGUUCCAGGAGCUGCGGUCGUGAUCUGCUUAAAGAAUUCAACGAUGCGGAGCCUCGAACAUCAAAUACCCAGCAGCAGGAGGAAACUAGUUCUGCAUCCAACACUUUGAAUUUUAUACCUGGCAUUAGCAGCACUCCAGCAAUAGAUGCACAGGCUAAAAAUUCAACAGCAGCUUCUGCUGUUGCUGUCGCAACGGAGCAGGAGGAGCAGGUUGGCGUAAGCUUCAAGUACUCUCAACGACGCGAAGAGGUUCCGCUGUCUUCAACAUCCCAACGCGCCGCAAACGCAAAUAAUGGAACUGUUCAACGCACUUAUACUGUCGAAAUGGGCCCCGAGCCAGGACAAUUGCUGCUCUCGCCAUCGCGUAAAAACAGCAACAGUCGUUUGCAUCUAUCGCCGUCGCACUCGGUUCAUAAUGCGUCGCACAGAUUGUCCAACAGAACAUAUGCUACUUCACCAGCUAGAGCCGAGAUACUGGCGCCAGAUACGCCACCACGAGUGCUGGCACAUUCGCUACGGGAGUCGGAGUUCACUGUGCCGGAAACGCAGCCACACGAUGGUAUUCAGCAGCAAGUUCUGCAGACGAUGACAAACAGUCCCAAAGCGGCUCCAUUCGUGGUCAUACCAUUAGCAUGCCUCAGUCCAAAAACACAAAAUUCAAUAAAAGACCAACAACAAUCAGCAGCAACUUCAUCAUCACCAAGAGCAGCUUCAUCAGCAGCAGUUCCAAAAGUUGCUAGUCGUAGUAUGCAAACUUCUGACAAUUCACGUAACAUGAAAUACUUAAACGCGCUCUUAACAGACGACGACAGCGAUGAUCAGCGAGAACUGAGUUCAUUACUACCAUUAAAUUUAGCACCCCCGGGUGGCAAUACAACAAGACAGAGUCGUCUAAGAAAACGGGGGCAACGCGCAAAAAGUCCCAAUAUGCUGUUGGAUUUGCAAACCUCACGGACACAGCGUCAGAAACCUCUAAAAAAAUCUGUGCUCAAUAAACCAUCGAAACGGCCCAUUAAUGGCGAAGAGUUUGCCGAGGAAUUGGCCAGGAUGAGCAACUAUGAAAUACUUGAUUUACGCAAACGUAAUUCCCUUGGCAAGUUGAUCCCCCUGAACGGUCAGCGCCAGAAUCCAAAGGAGCAACAGAUCAUUGAAGAACACAUCAAGUGGGAACUAAUGCGACGUGAUCGGGAUAAUGUCAGCCCCAAGAAGUCGCUAAGUAAAGUCCCAUUGCCAACAGCAUCACCAUGCGCCAAGUCGCCAAUUCCAAAAUCGUUGACAACUCCAAUCAGCAAACCGACCACGAAUCCGUCGUUCAGAAUGUCGCCAGCUGUAGCACCUGCUGGAAUCAGGGAUAGAUCUAUGCGCGAACGACGGCGUUUACGACGGGAAAGCGAGAAAAAUGCAUUGGGAAAUGAUUCCUUGGACAGCUCACCGGAAAAUGCUUAUCAACAGAUAUCAAAGCAACAAAGGAAACGUAGCAGACGUCGUAAGUCAAGUGUGAGUGAGGACGAGAUACUAGCUAUUUGCACGCCACCAGCGCAGUUUAGACGCUCUAAGCAUAAGCAAAAAGAGGAGCCAAGCACGACUUCAUUGGCAGAGCCACUAGCCGACUUUCGGCGUUCCAAGUCAACUGUGCAGCUACCAGAUUCUCCAACCCAGUUGCGCAAAUCCAUGUCCAGGCACACAGAGGAGACGAAUAAGACUGUGGUGGCAGAGCCGCCUCCAGACUUUAGAUAUAGAUCUAGACAACGGAUUGAAGAUGACCACAGCGACGAAGAUGCACUUCCACAACCAACAGCACAGCUUCGAAAGUCCAAGUCGCUACACUUAGAACAAUUGAAGACCAAUGAGACUGUUCUGCCAGAGCCGCCUGAGCAAUUUAGAAAGUCCAGAUACGUAGAGCAAGAGUCUGAGGGUGUGUCGAAUACAUCACCAUUGCAAGAGUCAAGAAUUUACAGAUCUAGAUUGCGCAUUCAAGACAACGAAUCGCCACCUCUAAAGCAAUCUGUACAGCUCCGAAAGUCCAAGUCGCGGCACUUAGAGCAACUAGAUAUCAUUGAGUCCAAUGAAACUGUGAUCUCAGAAAAUCCCCAACAAAUGCGAUUGUCAAAGUCGAGACGCUUUGAGCAGCUGGAUAUCGUAGAGUCAAACGGUCAUUGCGAACGUUCUAAGAUCACACACUUGGAGAUGCAUACUGAGGAAGUAUCUGCACUUCCAGAGCCACCCGAAGAGUAUAAGCGACAUAAAUCUAGACUACGCAUUGAAGAUGAUGAGUCCGACGAAGCUGCACCACCAAUGCCAGCUUCGCCUGUACAGCUGCAAAAACCCAAAUCUAAUGACAAAAAGAAGCACAUAACUAUACAGCGCAUUGAAGAUGACGAUUCGGAUGAGGCUGCUAUGCCGGAUCCGCCUACACAAUUGCUAAAGUCAAAAGCGAAGCAUUUAGAACAAAAUAAUAUAGUGGAAUCUUAUGAAACUGUACUGGCAGAUCCACCAGAACAGUUCAAAAGUCCAAGUCGCGUCAAAGACAUUUCGCGGGAGGAAGUGAUGCCGCCAUCGCUGCCCAUUGAAACUGACUUGGACGAGAUGCCAAGUACAAGCAAUAAUACGGGCAGCAAUCGUCGCAGGGGUAGAAAGAAGAAGGCAUCGAAUAACGACGUCAAGAUAAAAAAAAAGGAAGCAGCAGUAUCGCGUGAAAAACAAAGUCGCAGAGUCGAAGAGGCCAAAAAAGAAUUGUCAAAUCUUGCUAUUAAUCUACCAAACCGGACGCUGCCUCCAUCCGAACACGAUGACGAUCAAAACACAACUGGAGUUCGAAAGUCCAAACGGGGACACAUUCCAUUGUGCAACACCUGGGUGCACACAAUGGAUGAUCCUUUUUUCUUCCUAUUUAAAAAACCCUAUCAACGCAAAGUUUAUCCCCUACCACCGAAGCCAAAAAAGAAAUUACAUAUUAAUAACACGGAUUUAUUUGUGGACAAACCGCCGUUGGCCAGUAGCACACCAAGCAACGAAGCCACCAACGCCACAAGCAGCGACACUAAAGCAGAAAAACAGAAUCGUAAGAGAAAGCAAUUAACCGGAAUAACGUUGAGUAGCAUAGCCGAGCAACCAGAAGAACGUUCUAUGGAACUUGAGAUAAAAACCUCUAAGCGGGGACGGCCAAAAAAAUAUGAUCCGAUAUCUUCCAAGGAUAUUGACACACCGAAAACAUUCGUCUCUUCAGCAUCACAAACAGAUUUUGAACCUGCGCUGGAAUGUCAUCCCACAGUCCAGUCAACAAACUCACCGCAAAAUGACGGAUUUCCUCUGAAUUGGCUACGAAAUUUAAAUGAUCAACCCAUUCCUAAAGAUAACAGUACACAUCAAGAAUUCAAAUCAAUGAAAAUUUCUCGGGCAUCCAAUUUGCAGUACUCGAAAAUAAACGGACUCGACUAUGCGUUUUAUGGAGGAAGCGAUAACACUAUUGGGUUUAUCCGUUUUCAACCCUUCCAAGUCCGAGGCAUUAAUAAAGCUAAAAGCAAAUUGACCAAUGAGACUGUUCUGCCAGAGCCGCUUGAGCAAUUUAGAAAGUCCAGAUACGUAGAGCAAGAAUCUGAGGGUGUGUCGAAUACUUCACUAUUGCAAGAGUCAAGAAUUUACAAAUCUAGAUUGCGCAUUCGAGACAACGAAUCGCCAUCUCUAGAGCAAUCUGUACAGCUCCGAAAGUCCAAGUCGCGGCACUUAGAGCAACUAGAUAUCAUUGAGUCCAAUGAAACUGUGAUCUCAGAAAAUCCCCAACAAAUGCGAAUGUCAAAGUCGAGACGCUUUGAGCAGCUGGAUAUCGUAGAGUCAAACGGUCAUUGCGAACGUUCUAAGAUCACACACUUGGAGAUGCAUACUGAGGAAGUAUCUGCACUUCCAGAGCCACCCGAAGAGUAUAAGCGACAUAAAUCUAGACUACGCAUUGAAGAUGAUGAGUCCGACGAAGCUGCACCACCAAUGCCAGCUUCGCCUGUACAGCUGCAAAAACCCAAAUCUAAUGACAAAAAGAAGCACAUAACUAUACAGCGCAUUGAAGAUGACGAUUCGGAUGAGGCUGCUAUGCCGGAUCCGCCUACACAAUUGCUAAAGUCCAAAGCGAAGCAUUUAGAACAAAAUAAUAUAGUGGAAUCUUAUGAAACUGUACUGGCAGAUCCACCAGAACAGUUCAGAAAGUCCAAGUCGCGUCAAAGACAUGUAACAAUUGUGGAACCAGAUACGAGUGAUAUGGAAAAUACACAGCCACAGCUUCAGCGUUCCAUGACCCAACAGCGAGAGCAGUUGGUGGCUCUAAAGUCAAACAUAGAUGGAAUGGAAAUGCCGUCGUUGCAAUGUGUUGAUGAAGUGCGAUCGAAUGACGUAGACACUGGUGCAGAGGCAAUCAUUAAUUCGCCACCAAAACCAUUCAACAACAACACAUCUCAUAUUAGUUCUCGGGAGGAAGUGAUGCCGCCAUCGCUGCCCAUUGAAACUGACUUGGACGAGAUGCCAAGUACAAGCAAUAAUACGGGCAGCAAUCGUCGCAGGGGUAGAAAGAAGGCAUCGAAUAACGACGGGAAGAUAAAAAAAAAGGAAGCAGCAGUAUCGCGUGAAAAACAAAGUCGCAGAGUCGAAGAGGCCAAAAAAGAAUUGUCAAAUCUUGCUAUUAAUCUGCCAAACCGGACGCUGCCUCCAUCCGAACACGAUGACGAUCAAAACACAACUGGAGUUCGAAAGUCCAAACGGGGACACAUUCCAUUGUGCAACACCUGGGUGCACACAAUGGAUGAUCCUUUUUUCUUCCUAUUUAAAAAACCCUAUCAACGCAAAGUUUAUCCCCUACCACCGAAGCCAAAAAAGAAAUUACAUAUUAAUAACACGGAUUUAUUUGUGGACAAACCGCCGUUGGCCAGUAGCACACCAAGCAACGAAGCCACCAACGCCACAAGCAGCGACACUAAAGCAGAAAAACAGAAUCGUAAGAGAAAGCAAUUAACCGGAAUAACGUUGAGUAGCAUAGCCGAGCAACCAGAAGAACGUUCUAUGGAACUUGAGAUAAAAACCUCAAAGCGGGGACGGCCAAAAAAAUAUGAUCCGAUAUCUUCCAAGGAUAUUGACACACCGAAAACAUUCGUCUCUUCAGCAUCACAAACAGAUUUUGAACCUGCGCUGGAAUGUCAUCCCACAGUCCAGUCAACAAACUCACCGCAAAAUGACGGAUUUCCUCUGAAUUGGCUACGAAAUUUAAAUGAUCAACCCAUUCCCAAAGAUAACAGUACACAUCCAGAAUUCAAAUCAAUGAAGAUUUCUCGGGCAUCCAAUUUGCAGUACUCGAAAAUAAACGGACUCGACUAUGCGUUUUAUGGAGGAAGCGAUAACACUAUUGGGUUUAUCCGUUUUCAACCCUUCCAAGUCCGAGGCAUUAAUAAAGCUAAAAGCAAAUUGCAAUUCGUGGUUUUUUAUGGUGAAUUCGAAAUUGAAACUAACGAUUUGGAAACCAAAAAGGACCCAAAGACAAAUGAACUACUUCCUACGCGCGAUACUAUAAGCGCUGGCGAUUUUUUGCUAAUUAAGAUUGGUACUCAAUACAAUAUCAAAAACUGUUUAGAUGCAGAGGGCGUUCUACUUAUUAACCGCUGUUCUUGAAUACAUUGUGUUUUUAUUCCCAAUAAGUAAACAAAGAUGAAUUAAUGUUUACGUUGUAUUACAUUUUUGAAUAUACUGUUUUUAUUUUCAAUAAGAAUCCAAUGAAAUG
Molecule: messenger RNA, 6139 nt
Organism: Drosophila sulfurigaster albostrigata
Lineage: Eukaryota; Metazoa; Arthropoda; Insecta; Diptera; Drosophilidae
Product: titin-like
Source: RefSeq, a predicted model, not a curated record